Molecule: messenger RNA, 934 nt
Organism: Gopherus evgoodei (Goodes thornscrub tortoise)
Lineage: Eukaryota; Metazoa; Chordata; Testudines; Testudinidae
Gene: TRPT1
Product: tRNA phosphotransferase 1
Exons: 7
Coding region: 127-843 (238 amino acids)
Biological process (GO): tRNA splicing, via endonucleolytic cleavage and ligation
Molecular function (GO): tRNA 2'-phosphotransferase activity
Source: RefSeq, a predicted model, not a curated record
UUGGUGGGGAGGGGGCAGGAGAGCGGGAUUGGUGGGAGGGGAUUCUGGGAACAGGGUAACUGCCUGGGGGCAUUCUAGGGAGUCUGAGGCUGUAGAGAGUGCAGGAGCAGAGUAGGAGUGACUAGCAUGGAUCCAAGUGGGGCAGAAUCUCAGCAGCCCCUCCCCAGGGCUCCUGGGAGAGGGAGUCGGAAGUCUGGGAGUCGAAAGAGGCACCAGGACCAGAACCCAGUUGUCCGUCUGUCCAAAACCUUGUCCUAUGUUUUGCGUCAUGGAGCAGCCCAGCUGGGGCUGGAGAUGGGUGCUGAUGGGUUCGUAGACGUGGCUGCCCUGCUGAGCCUGCCCCACUUUGGGGGUGUCUCUGUGGCCGAUGUGCGACACGUUGUGGAGACUAAUGAGAAGUGCCGCUUUGCCCUGCGCUCCCACCCUAGUGACGGGCGCUUGCAGAUCCGUGCCAACCAGGGGCACUCACUGCAGCAGGUAUCAGAGCUAGAGCUGAUCCCACUGCUGGAGCCCACAGCCCUACCCCAGACCAUGGCCCAUGGCACUUACUUACGGCACUGGCCAGCCAUCUGCCGAGGGGGCCUUUCCCGCAUGGGGCGCAACCAUAUCCACCUAGCACCUGGGCUGCCUGGAGAUGGACAUGUCCUCAGCGGGAUGAGGCAGGACUGUGAUGUUGCUAUAGUGAUUGAUGGGCCCCAGGCACUGGCAGAUGGGAUCCAGUUCUAUCGCUCAGCUAAUGGUGUCAUCCUCACACCAGGUGAUGCUGAAGGUCUUCUGCCUCCCCGGUACUUCCAGAGAGUCCUGCAGCUCCGGCCUGACAGGCGUCUGCUACCCCUCGAGUGAUCCACACAGGGCCGAGCCGGCUCCAGGGCCAUGACAUGGAGGAGAAACAGGGCGGGAGAGAGCAGUGUAAAAUAAUAUCCCUAUUGUUCCA